AUGACAGCAGCGUCCCCCUUGCCUUCUGUUUGGGGUGAGCGGACGCCGCCUGGCGGUGCUGGCGAGCUGCGUGCUCUGGCCUCAAUGGGGUCCGGUAGUUUUGCUCUUUUGCUGGCGGCUCUGGCCGACUGUCUGCGUUCUGUGGGAUGCUGUAUUAUCUGUGACCCGGCGGUGGUGGCCGCGCUGAAGUCCUUGGAGGACAAUUACCUGCCUGACCACUUGGACGCACAGCAUCACGCAAACGUGAUGAAGAGGGUAAAACAGGCCGUGAAGGACUUCAAGGAUCUGCCAUUGAAAGAAGAUUCCUUUAUGGGGGCCGUGGAUGAAGACACACUGGACCAGGCGUCCUGGAGUUUUCUGAAGGAUCUGAAGCGCAUCACGGACAGUGAUGUAAAAGGGCAGCUCUUUGUGAAGGAGCUGUUCUGGAUGAUCAACCUGCAAAAGGACCACUUCACCACCCUUGCAACUCGGUUCCAAAAUGAAGUUUAUUGUCCCAACAAAUGUGGCACGAUGCUGCAAACUCUGAUCUGGUGCAAUAAGUGCGAGAAGCAGGUUCACUCUUGUCGGAAGUCCUAUGAUUGCGGGGAGCGCCAUGUCGAGGUGCACCGGAUGGAAGACAUGAUUCUGAACUGUCGCCUCAGCUGGCACCAGGCUUCCCAAGGACUCACAGAUUACAGCUUUUACCGGGUCUGGGGGAACAGUUCUGAGACUUUGAUGUACAAGGGGAAGGAACCCCUCUUGACCAAGACACUGGUGGGUCCAGAGGAUGCGGGCAGCUACCGCUGCGAGCUGGGCACCGUCAGCUGGGGUCCUGCCACGAUCAUCCACUUCCGUGUCUCAGUGUUGCCUCGAAGGGUCAAAGAGGAGCAUCCGCCACCAAACGUCGUAACCCAGAAUGAGACCUCAGGAAGCCACGAGUCCUCUUCCAUACCUGCGACCCUCCCGCUUCCGCAGCCCGCCCGACGUCUACGACACCGCCUCUUAGGACUGCUCCUCGGCGGGGCCCUCUUCGUGACUGCCGGCGUCGCAGGCCUGGUACUUUACAUGAAUAAAAGGAGGGCUAAAGUGAAGCCCUCAUCAAAGAAGUUCUCCUCUCCUGAUGAUGAUGAUGAUGAUGGUACUGCUGAGUAGCCAGAGGAAAAGGCCCCAGACGCAGAGAACUAAUAAAAAGAUUUAUCUUGAUCGUG
Molecule: messenger RNA, 1187 nt
Organism: Jaculus jaculus (lesser Egyptian jerboa)
Lineage: Eukaryota; Metazoa; Chordata; Mammalia; Rodentia; Dipodidae
Gene: Izumo1
Product: izumo sperm-egg fusion 1
Exons: 10
Coding region: 1-1131 (376 amino acids)
Biological process (GO): sperm-egg recognition; fusion of sperm to egg plasma membrane involved in single fertilization; heterotypic cell-cell adhesion
Cellular component (GO): plasma membrane; acrosomal membrane
Molecular function (GO): protein binding involved in heterotypic cell-cell adhesion; signaling receptor binding
Source: RefSeq, a predicted model, not a curated record